Molecule: messenger RNA, 1465 nt
Organism: Daphnia pulex (common water flea)
Lineage: Eukaryota; Metazoa; Arthropoda; Branchiopoda; Diplostraca; Daphniidae
Product: 60S ribosomal protein L3-like
Exons: 8
Coding region: 139-1392 (417 amino acids)
Biological process (GO): translation; ribosomal large subunit assembly
Cellular component (GO): cytosolic large ribosomal subunit; ribosome
Molecular function (GO): structural constituent of ribosome; RNA binding
Source: RefSeq, a predicted model, not a curated record
CACGCGCACUAAAACGAAACUAGGGAAUAUUUAAACUUGGCAACAGUGACACGGAAGUGAGGAAAAGGAAAACGACGUUGCUUUCUUCUAAGAGAAUCUCCCUUCUUUUACAUUGUACGUCUUCAGCGUUGAAACAGCAUGUCUCACAGGAAGUUUAGUGCGCCUCGUCAUGGUUCUAUGGGGUUCUACCCCAAGAAACGUUGUCGCUCCCACCGUGGUCGCGUCAAGUCAUUCCCUCAUGAUGAUCCCAAGAAGCCAAUUCAUUUGACUGCUUUCUUGGCAUACAAAGCUGGCAUGACCCAUAUUGUUCGUGAAUGUGACAAGCCAGGCUCAAAGGUUAACAAGAAGGAGGUUGUUGAAGCUGUUACCAUUUUGGAGACACCCCCUAUGGUCAUCGUUGGCAUUGUUGGCUAUGUUGCCACUCCUAAAGGUCUACGUGCAUUGAAGACUGUCUGGGCUGAACACAUCGGUGAAGAUUGCCGCAGGCGUUUCUACAAGAACUGGUACAAGUCCAAAAAGAAGGCCUUUACCAAGGCUUCGAAGAAAUGGCAAGAUGAUUUGGGCAAGAAAGUCAUUGAAAAGGAAUUGAGGGCCAUGAAACGAUACUGCAAAGUUAUCCGGGUCAUCGCUCACACUCAGAUGAAACUGCUCCGUCAGCGUCAAAAGAAAGCCCACAUGAUGGAGAUCCAGGUUAACGGAGGAACUGUUCGUCAAAAGGUGGACUGGGCUCGUCAGCACUUGGAGAAGACUAUCCCGAUCACAUCUCUUUUCGCUCAGGACGAAAUGAUUGACGUCAUCGGUGUUACAAAGGGAAAAGGAUUCAAGGGUGUGACAUCGCGUUGGCAUACACGCAAACUUCCUCGCAAGACUCACAAGGGUCUCCGCAAGGUCGCUUGUAUUGGAGCCUGGCAUCCGUCUCGUGUUCAGUACACCGUUGCUCGCGCCGGUCAAAAGGGUUACCAUCAUCGUACUGAGAUGAACAAGAAGAUCUACAGGAUUGGAAAAGGAAUCCACACUCGCAAGGGAAAGGUCAUUAAGAACAAUGCCGCUACCGAGUACGAUUUGACAGACAAAUCCAUCACUCCCAUGGGAGGUUUCGUUCAUUAUGGUGAGGUUAAUAAUGACUUCGUCAUGAUUAAGGGGUGCUGUAUGGGACCAAAGAAACGCGUCAUUACUCUUCGCAAGGCGUUGGUUACAAGCGCCAAGCGUGUUGCUUUGGAGAAGAUUGAGCUGAAGUUCAUCGACACAUCAUCCAAGUUCGGCCAUGGUAGAUUCCAAACUCCAGCGGAUAAGGCCCAAUUUAUGGGACCCACCAAAAAGUCGAAGACCCCAGCUCCGGCUACUGCUGCUACGACUGCAGCAGCAGCUCCAGCGGCCAAAACCAAGGCUUAAAAUUGGUCACGUACAUUCUCAGUGUGUAUAUAAUAAUUAAAACUGUUGAAUACAUAUUGGAUGUUGCGCAAAA